AUGUCCCAACCUGGACGGCCCAGGAGGCGUGGAAAAUUACCAACUAAUAGUUUUCAACGGAUGCCAAAGUCUUUGCACCAACAACAAGGACCAGGAACUAACAUGACAAAAGAUGAACCAACAAUUCAGUUACACGAUGAAGCGGACCUAAUUUCAUUCCGUAGCGAUGCGUUGGCUAGAUUCGUAACAAAUCAGGAAUAUUUGGAGAAUGUUACCUCGAAGUUUAUAAAUACUUCGAAGAUUAUUCCACCAAGCGUCUUUCCAAGUAUUGCGGAAUCUCCAGAACAUAAUAAGGAGCAACAACACCAAAAACAAUCUAUUAAAAUACGAAAAGACUUAGAAGCAUUAAAGUCAAGACUGAUUGGACUAAAGGAAGAUCUCGAAAAGGAAAAGAGUUCUCUGUCAUAUCUUUUGGAUGAUGAUAAAUACAACUUUCAAAAGAAGUCUAUCGAUGAAUUAGCAAGGUUACAAUCAGGAUUGGGCGAUAAAGAAUCAUUUGAUAAGCUACAAGAAUCCUUGGACCGUAUCAUGUCAGAAUUUCAGAGCCAGUUUCAUAGAACUUACACGGCAAUCCCUUCCCACAAAAAGUAUUCAAUUCCUGCUGAAAAGAUAUCUAAGGAUAUAAAAAUCGUCCUGGCGCCUGAGAAUUAUGACCCAAGACUGAUAAAUUCAUUCAUUUCAAUAAAUGGUAACGGAAACACGCAGAAUGAUGGUGAAAAUGACAAUAGUCAUGGAAAUGACGAGCUUCAAGAUAUCAGUGGAGACGACUUCAACGAUACCAAUGGAUUAUUUCUCGAUCUAGAAGAUCAUCACAACAAAGAGUAUGAUAAUGAUUCCAAUAUUCCUGACAAUUUUGCGAUGACUAUGGUCAACUCAAAUGGCGGUGAUGAAAACUCAAAUGACAUAAGUGACCCUACAGCUAACAGCAUGCAAAGAAGCCAGGGUCAAGGUGACGGAAGUGACGCUAUAAAUCAGCUUUUAGAAACCGGCGAAGGAACAGCGGGCCUUGCUCAAAAUGAGUCGGACAUUAUAAAUGACGAUAUGGGUGAUUUGAUCAACUUUGAUGUAGGUGAAGAAGAUCCCAUGAUUAAUGAAGGAACUUUUGAUCAAGACUUCUUGAGUCAAAUAGACCACAGUAUGGAAUAG
Priceomyces carsonii is the source of this 1146-nucleotide messenger RNA. RefSeq lists its product as uncharacterized. Lineage: Eukaryota; Fungi; Ascomycota; Pichiomycetes; Serinales; Debaryomycetaceae. Bases 1 to 1146 code for a protein of 381 amino acids. The transcript has a single exon. The record is from RefSeq and is a predicted model, not a curated record.